This is a messenger RNA of Mixia osmundae IAM 14324, 201 nucleotides long. RefSeq lists its product as uncharacterized. The transcript has 3 exons. The record is from RefSeq and is a predicted model, not a curated record. NCBI's taxonomy places the organism in Eukaryota, Fungi, Basidiomycota, Mixiomycetes, Mixiales, Mixiaceae. The coding region runs from base 1 to 201 and encodes 66 amino acids.
AUGUCAAGGCGACAGUGCACUGGACACUUUUUGCCACCCAAUAACAACAAAAGCGCCGUCAACGUGUUCGCAAAGAAGCUUGCUUACCAUCAGCGUGGUACUGCCUCGCUCACUUCGGCGGGUCCACACGCUGCCUACUGCACUUCUCCCGGUCACAGAAGAGCUUCGCGCUUCGACACUACCUCUCCCAUCUCCGCUUGA